GCAAAAUGCUGUGGGAAAACACCAGAAAGCAGAAAGUUGAAGCCAGCGGAGCAGUUGAAGGUGAAGACGAUUUUGAAAUUGACUCUAUCAUGGAUGCUAUGAUUGGGGGUGUCAAAGGUCGAUCCAGACAAUUAUCAUACAAAGUUAGCUGGAGAGGAUAUCCAGAAGAUGAAAACAGUUGGGUCACUGAUGAAGACGUCAGUAGUGCCUCGGAAUUAGUCAAGAGGUUCUGGUAUCACAAUCCAGACCUCUACUUAGACCUGGGAUUGACUCCAAAAGUCGUUGAAUUACCACUCAGCCUGUUAGAACGAGAAAACCAGCCAGAGGAAGAUGUCGAAGAACAGAAUUCGAAUGAAGCGACUGACGACAACGUCGAAGACUAUGAACCUGCAGCCAGUGAGAAUGGCAGCCACUUCAGAGAACCAAGCGAACCUUCCGAACCAGAAAUGCUUCAAAUUCAACCAAGAAAACGAGGUCGGCCAAGCAAGACGUCAAGUCCACCAAAGAAACGUGGACGAGGUCGGCCCCGCAAGGUUUCAAGUCCACAAAGGACAAAUCAAGCGGAGGAAUCUUAUGUCAAAUCAUAUGAUGAUACAACACAUUGGGACAACCACUUGAAAAUCUUGGGUGCACGGGAAUCCAAAGAUAUAAGCGAAAAGGCUGAUUUCAAAUGUCAAUUCGACGAUGAUUCCAUCAGAAUAGUUGGUUUUGAAGAACUGGUAGAAAAGGCGCCAAAAUCUCUCUGUCGAUUCUUGUCUAUGCACAUUAACUUUGAAAGGCAGUGACAGCAAUAGCCUAAUAGUUACAACAUUAUCACAAACAUAAAUAGAACGUACAAAGACAUAUUCUACUGUUCAGUUUCGAAAUACUUAAUCAUUCUGCCUUGUAUAGAUAAUAUCUUAUUAUAAAUUUAUUAAUUUUCAAUUCUAGAUGAAUAUUCAAAAUACUUUAUUAGAGCUCCUGAUGCUCAUGAUAUUUGUGUGUAGCUUCAGCAGAUGCAGUUGGCGUUUCUGCUACGUGAUAUAUCGUACCGUGUGUGCCUUCUUCGGUUUUUUCAUCCUCUUCAAGAUCACUUGGGAGGCUGGUUUCAUUGAUAUCUGCGUUUUGUGCAUCAUUGAACACUUCGGUGGAAGUAUCAACAUCUUGCUCUUCUUCUUGGAGGUCUUCCUCUUGUUUUCCUUGCGAGUUCUCGAAUUCCUCGACUUGUUCUUCAAUUUGCUCAUCCUCCUUUUCAUCUUCUAUUUCAUCCUUCUUCUCAUCUUCGUUUUCUUCCCCCUUUUCAUCUUCUAUUACUUGCUCUUCGUCUUCUAUUUGAGUGGACACUUUACCAACCUGUUCGAUUUCCGCUUCAGAUUGACGCUCAAUUGUGAGUAUACGUUCAAAGAGCAACUCAAAGAGCACUUCAAGGUCAUCACUCUCCUCUUGGUAUUCACGCAGUUGAUCGAGUUGACUAUCGAAGAGUGCAGCCAAACCGUGGUAUUCUUGCCAAUUUUGGUAUGUAAUUCCAUCUGUCCAAGCGAACAAAGAUCCAAUUUCUCUCUGUGAAUUACGCAAAUGCUGACUAGCAUCAUUGAGACUCUCACUAAUGGUGUUUGUCUCAUCAUUGUCAAUCUCAUUUUGCCAAUUUACGAGGUAAUCCAGACUGCUUUGGCUGAGUUCACGAAGUUUGUUAACUACUUUACGACGAACAUUAGCAGUGUUAGAUUCAAAAACGUCUUUUGUCAAAUCACCAUCGACAAUCUUCGCGAGUUCACUUUCAUAAUAAUCGCCAAAACCUUUAACGAGUCUUGUGAAGUCUGCUUCCAUUUCAGCAAUCGCUUUGUCAGAUUUUUGACGAAUCUCUGAACUCUUUUCGAUUCUCAUCGAUGAUAAUUGCCCUUUAAACUCUUGAGUUGCCUUGUCAAGAUGGUUGAUAAGUGUCUCUCGAGCACUGUUAAGAGAUGAUAACGCAUCAGAUAGUUUCUGCGCUGGAUCUACAACUUCUUCGACAACUUCCGUUGUUGGUUCUGGAGUGAACACCUCAUUCGCACUUGGAUCAGGCUCGCCCAUACUCUUCAAAAACUCUCCGAGUUCAUCAACCGCUGGUGUAUUACGUUGAAUAGCUACCCAUUCAGCUAAGUGUGCUAAUACUGGAUCAAGGAAUUUCACUUUAAGCGCCUUGAUAUGAUCGACGUUGACGAGUUUUUGCCAGCAACUUUAGAAACCAUAAGACCAGGCGACGGUGUAAACAAGCCACAACCAGGUAACACUAUCACUAUGCACUACCACGGUACCCUCGAGGAUGGCAGUGUAUUUGACAGCUCAUACAGAAGAGGACAACCAUUCUCAUCCCCAAUUGGUGUUGGUAGAUUGAUCAAAGCAUGGGAUCAAUGUGUCCCUCAAAUGACAAAGGGUGAGAAAGCCAUCAUCACAGCAACCCACGAUGUCGCAUAUGGUGAGACCGGAUUCCCACCAGUUAUCCCAGCACGUGCUACCCUCAAGUUUGAAGUCGAAUUGAUUGAUUUCAAGUAAUGUUUUGUAGUAAUAUUGGUUAGGCAAAAAUUAGAUUGUCUAUCCAGCGAUCUGUUGAAUUUUAUGAGAUUUCACUAGA
This is a messenger RNA of Wallemia mellicola CBS 633.66, 2590 nucleotides long. RefSeq lists its product as hypothetical. Lineage: Eukaryota; Fungi; Basidiomycota; Wallemiomycetes; Wallemiales; Wallemiaceae. The coding region runs from base 6 to 785 and encodes 259 amino acids. The record is from RefSeq and is a predicted model, not a curated record. Gene Ontology annotation, molecular function: DNA binding. The transcript is spliced from 12 exons.